Messenger RNA from Odocoileus virginianus texanus, 4459 nucleotides. RefSeq names its product armadillo like helical domain containing 3 (gene ARMH3). NCBI's taxonomy places the organism in Eukaryota, Metazoa, Chordata, Mammalia, Artiodactyla, Cervidae. The record is from RefSeq and is a predicted model, not a curated record. Gene Ontology annotation, cellular component: cytosol.
GUCCCUGGGGGGCUCUCCUGGCAGCCGAGGCGCUGACCUUUGACCCCGGCACGAGUCUGACCCGGAUUCCUCAGGCUACCUUGAGAGCUUUUCUCCCAGGUUGUUCCCACCAGAGUGGUGUUCACCCCAACCGAGUGGCGUUCACCCCAUCCGAGUGUCGUUCACCCCAUCCUGGCCCUGAGAUUCUCUCACCAUGGCACAGGUAGAGAAACGAGGGGGUUUGCUCCGGAAAUCUUCAGCCUCCAAAAAACCACUGAAGGAAAAAGUGGUGCUGAUGUAUGAUGAGAUCUUCAUGACAGAGGACCCUAGUAAGUGCAGUCCUCGGUUUUGGGAGGAGCUCUUUCUCAUGAAGGUGAAUUUAGAGUACCUAGAAGGCAAGUUGGAAUCUCUUGAUGGUGAGGAGUUAAUGAAGAUCAAGGACAAUAUUAAUUGCUUAUUUCAACACUGCAUCCAGGCUCUGGGAGAGGAACAUCCAAUUCGAGUGGUUAAUGCAUUGCAGACCUUGUGUGCACUCAUUCGAGGAGUCCAUCAAAAGAAUAAGUCUACCUCUGGGUUUGACAUUAUCAACAUGCUGAUGGGCUUUGACAAGGCGGAGCUGUGCAUGAAGAAUCUCAUGGAGAGUUUGGAUUCAUUGCUCUGUGCAGAAGGUUCUGAAAGUCUGAAGAGCUUAUGUCUGAAACUUCUCCUCUGCUUAGUGACAGUGACAGAUAACAUCAGCCAGAACACUAUCUUGGAAUAUGUAAUGAUCAACAGCAUAUUUGAAGCAAUUUUACAGAUACUCUCCCACCCGCCGAGUCGUAGGGAACAUGGGUAUGAUGCUGUUGUCCUCUUGGCUUUGCUAGUGAACUACAGAAAAUAUGAGUCUGUGAAUCCUUAUAUUGUGAAGCUGUCUAUUGUGGAUGAUGAAGCCACCCUCAAUGGAAUGGGGCUUGUGAUUGCUCAAGCUUUAUCUGAGUACAACAGGCAGUAUAAAGACAAGGAAGAAGAACACCAGAGCGGUUUUUUCUCUGCUUUAACAAAUAUGGUGGGCAGCAUGUUCAUAGCAGAUGCCCAUGAGAAAAUCUCAGUACAAACCAAUGAGGCCAUCCUUCUGGCACUUUACGAAGCUGUUCAUUUAAAUCGCAACUUUAUCACAGUGUUAGCCCAGAGUCAUCCAGAAAUGGGCUUGGUGACAACCCCUGUCAGUCCUGCUCCAACAACCCCAGCCACACCACUUGGGACCACGCCACCCUCCUCUGAUGUUAUAAGUUCUGUGGAACUCCCACUGGAUGCAGAUGUACAGACCAGUAAUCUACUGAUAACCUUCUUAAAGUAUAGCUCAAUUGUCAUGCAAGACACCAAAGAUGAGCACCGGCUUCACAGUGGCAAACUCUGUCUGAUUAUCCUUACAUGUAUUGCAGAGGAUCAAUAUGCCAAUGCAUUUUUGCAUGAUGACAACAUGAAUUUCCGAGUAAAUUUACAUAGAAUGCCUAUGAGACACAGGAAGAAGGCAGCAGACAAGAACCUUCCCUGCCGUCCAUUAGUAUGUGCAGUACUGGACCUGAUGGUGGAGUUUAUUGUAACACACAUGAUGAAGGAGUUUCCUAUGGAUCUCUAUGUGCGCUGCAUUCAGGUAGUACAUAAACUACUUUGCUAUCAGAAGAAGUGUAGAGUACGUCUGCAUUAUACCUGGCGUGAACUCUGGUCAGCCUUGAUAAAUUUGCUGAAGUUCCUUAUGUCAAAUGAGACUGUACUUUUGGCAAAGCACAACAUUUUUACGUUAGCUCUUAUGAUUGUGAACCUAUUUAAUAUGUUUAUCACAUAUGGAGAUACAUUCCUGCCCACCCCCAGCAGUUACGAUGAACUCUACUAUGAGAUUAUCCGCAUGCACCAGAGCUUUGACAACCUCUACUCUAUGGUCCUGAGGCUUUCUACCAAUGCAGGCCAGUGGAAAGAAGCAGCUAGCAAGGUGACUCACGCGUUGGUUAAUAUCAGAGCCAUCAUCAACCACUUUAACCCCAAAAUUGAAUCCUACGCUGCUGUGAAUCACAUAUCCCAGCUGUCGGAGGAGCAGGUGCUAGAGGUAGUGCGAGCCAACUAUGACACACUCACACUGAAGCUGCAGGAUGGCCUGGACCAGUACGAGCGCUACUCGGAGCAGCACAAGGAAGCCGCCUUCUUCAAAGAGCUGGUUCGAUCCAUUAGCACCAACGUCCGGAGGAACCUGGCCUUCCACACACUCAGCCAGGAAGUCCUGCUCAAGGAAUUCUCCACUAUCUCCUGAAGCUGCCACGCAUACCUGAGCAGCCACUGACUGCCCUUACCCACGAGGCUUCUGGGCUGGAGGGCAGGCCAGGGGCGAGGGCCUGUUCCCAAGGUUGGAGAAAAACACAGACACCAAGUUCUCUCAGUGGAGGCCACACUUCGCUGGAGCUUGGACAGCAGGGGCCAGGAUGGGCAAGCCAGGGAUAAUCUUAUUUGGGGAAGGGAUGAGUGGGCACAGGGAGACACCUUCAGAAAUGUGGGGAUUUCUGGGGGUGGGCUUUCUGGACAACCCUUCAUAUUUCCAAUUGAGAUUAUAAGUUAUGGCUACUAAUUGUCAGGAGCUAUUGGGCAAACCUCAGGGUGAUGCCCACAUCCAUGGGGUCAGUGGCUCACCUAGGCUUCUGAAAACAAACUAACUCUCAGAUGUAGGUGGAGCCAGUUCUGCUUUGAGCCCGGGGCUGAGCCGGCCCUGAAAUCUGUGUCCCAUGCCCCCACCGGCACUUUGUCCAGUCAUUAGGACCCUUAGCUCAGGCCUUGGAUGGGGUAGUUAUGGGGUACCUUCUUUCUAUUUUCUGAAUCCAGAGCUGACUCCUCUGCUGUCUGACCACCACUUUCUGCAUUUGAUUCUUGGCACCAGGAGUACCUGUGAGUGUUCCCCUGCCUUCCAGCCCAUUGACUCUUCAGCACCACAGGGUCACAAUCUUAGCUUUUCAUUUUCAAUCUGGUUUAAACUGUCUUUAGGGUAUGUGUGUGAAAUAAACAUUGACAGGUUUUCUGAAGCCCUCAGGUGCCUACUUUGCUGGUUCCCUUUCCAGCAGCUUCCCCACCUCCUUAGCCACCCCCUCCUCUGGGAGCCUCUCUUGCCUCUACUGAGCUCCCCUCCACGUGUUCCACCCCCUCACCCGGCUGUUGUUUACAUCCAGCCUGCCUGAGAAUUUCCUCUGGGGAGGAAUCUGUUCCUGUGGUGGUCUGGUGCCUGAAAGGGAGAGAGCUUGCCAGGGCCAGGCUCUGGAACAAGCCAGGUGAGCAUCAUGGAAAGGCCGACCUUUGGGAAGUUGGCCUGUGUUUCCGCCUCUGGACAGCCUUCAUGGGACUACUGCUGUAGGCUUUCCCCGCCCCACAGCUGCCUUUGAAGUAGCUGCUCCUCUGAGCCCCUUCCUUUCUAAAGCACUUUUUAAAGCCUUCAGGAUGGCAGGGAGCAAGCAGCAUAGGAAGAAUCUGGAAGUAAAUGCCAGAAUCCAGCUGGGAGAGCAGGUCUGGGACCUCCCAGGCUACUCUUCCACUUCAGGUGUCUUUGGGAUACUUGCCCUUCCUGGGAACCAGAGUUCCAGCUCCAACACUGAGCAAGUUCCAGAGAAUCCAUAUCGUGCUGCCACGUAUAAUUGUAGAUUCUUAAGAUAUCGGGGCUGGGUCAUCUCUGAUGACUAGAUGGAUAGUUCAGCCUGGGGCAUUUAGGGUUUUCCACAUUGAUGAACCUCAGAGGAGCAGGAGCUGGAAGCUGGUGGCAAGUUGAAGUUAUUAAAAAUUGAUUUGUAUGGGACAGACUUUCUAGUGUCUUUUCUACUUCUCCUUAAUCUCUGUUACUCAGAACUUCUUCAAUGACAGAGUUAAGGUAAUCUCCCAGGUGCUGGUCUCAUCUGGCUAGGGAACCCCUUAUAGGCUCUGUUCCUCAGCCUCCUAGUCUUAGGGGAAGCCAGUUCAGUUCAGAAGUUGGAGCCUUCCUUGCCUUUUGAGUGGAAGGAAGAAGGGAAUCCCUCUACCUCCACGUGUGGUGUUAAGGAGGCUAACCAGCCUAUUUGGGCUACUUCUGGAUUCCUUUCAGGCUUCCCUGUGAAGUGAAUAAAGGCAGGUUCAGGGUGUGGGGCAAUAAACAGAGCACUUCUUGCCCUCCAUUUUAAGGACCCAUCUCUUGGCCCAUUUAAAUACGCCUAUGCUCAGAACUCCACAUAAGAGUCCCAUCUUUUCCUAGAAUUUAACCCCCAAAGGAGCUGCCCAUGCCCUGUCCAUGCACCCAUGUCUAUACCAGGUCUGUAGCAGACCCUCCAGAGUCAGGGGAAAGCCAGGAAUAGGGCAUUGCUCCCAAAAAUAAUCCUUCCUUCAGCUACUUGUCCCUUUCUCAUGCCUGAACUCCCACCACAAUUCCUGCUGGGUUAAUUGAAUCAAGUGCUUGGAAAUUAAUCCAAUUGAAAAGAUUAAAUGUGCUGGGGUCACUUCA